Molecule: messenger RNA, 2765 nt
Organism: Leptomonas pyrrhocoris
Lineage: Eukaryota; Euglenozoa; Kinetoplastea; Trypanosomatida; Trypanosomatidae
Product: putative RNA-binding protein
Exons: 1
Coding region: 174-2765 (863 amino acids)
Molecular function (GO): RNA binding
Source: RefSeq, a predicted model, not a curated record
AGGAAACGCACAAUUUGAGCGAUUUGAGAGACGCUGUGUCUGCACGACGAGUUGAUUGCCUUUCCUCCCCCGCUGACGCACUCUAUUAUUAUUAUUAAUAUUAUUUUCUAUCACGGUGCCUUUAACGCGAGGGCAAAGCAGACAGAUAAAAAAGAAAAAGAAGAGAGAAAGAUAUGGCCGCUCCUCCAAUGCCGCCGGGCAAGAUGCCGCCGCGCCCACCCGGUGCGAAGCUCAUGCCGCCGAUGCCGCCGGGCUUCAAGGCACCCCCCAUGCCACCCGGCAAGAUGCCGCCGGUUCCACCAGGCAUGAACCGCCCAGGGGCCCCACCCAUGCCACCAGGGAUGGUGAGGCAGCCGGGGCCUGCUCACGUCGGUGGACCACCGCACCCCCACUACCCCGGCAACACCGGUGCUCCCGCUUCUGCAGCUCCGCCGCCCACAGCAGCGCCAACUUCGCAGUCCGCUGAGCCAUCUCAGGCUCCCCGCUAUCUGAUGCCCCCCGGCGCAGCAGCAGGGGAGUUGCCAACGCUGUCGCCCAAUGCGAUGGCCGCCCCUCCUCAGCCGCCGUCGGCGUCACAGCACUACCGCGGGAACUACGGUGGCGACUACGGCGGCCAGUACGACGGCGGCUACCCCGCGCAGACGGGCCGCUACAAUCGUGGUCGCGGUGGUGGUCGUGGGGGAGAGCGCUAUAACCGCGGCGGCUACCGCGGUGGCUACGACGGCGGAUACGAUCGCGGCUACGAUCGCGGCUACGAUCGACCGGGUCGUGGUUAUGACCGACAAGACCGCGGCCGGCAGUACAACGCGCGUCGCCGCGACGAGCCACAGGAGAACCCACCGAUGCGGGAGCCGACGAACACGGUGUGGGUCGGCAGCUACGACCCGGCCUUCCACUCUCGCUUGAUGCUGUGCCGCGCCUUCUGGCCCUUCGGCCGUGUCAUGCAAGUCGCCGUGCACGAGGGCAAGUCCUACGCGUUUGUCCACAUGCGCCGCACAGAGGAGGCGAAGGCGGCCGUUGACGCCCUGAUGCAGAGCCGCGAGCUGGGGCCCGCGAUCUUUAACUUCAGCAAGCAUCACGACUACACCGAGGAAGAGAUGAACCUGCCGCACGACCCCAACGUGGUCGAAGAGCCGCCGCUGGAGGAGCCGUCCCAGCAGCACCCCCAGCGUCAGCAGUACCCCCAGCAGUACCCGUCGCAGCCACCGCCACAGCAGCAGCAAUUCCAGCCUGGAGCUCGUCGCCCCCGCGAGCAAGACGAGUACGAACCGCGAGACUUCCGCGACGUCCGCGAUGGUGAGGCGGCCCCGCAGGAGGCGCUGCCGCCGCCCCCGCCGCAGCGUCGUGCCCGCGGUGAGCGGGACGCGAAGGAGCCGUCGAACGUGCUGUGGCUCGGCAACCUUGUCCCCUUCAUCACCAAUGAGAAGUUGGUGGAGAUCUUCGAAGUCUUCGGCCCCAUCUCACACGUCUCCCGCCUGGGACGGUCCAACAUGGCGUUCCUCACCUACGACACGGUGGAGCAGUGCACGAUGGCACUGGAGACGAUGAAGGGACGACCGAUUGAGGGGGUGAUGCUCAGCAUGAACUACGGCCAUGAUGCGCAAAACAACAACGAUUCGGCACGUGACGGUGGCAGCGGAGCUCCUGGCGGCCCGGGGAACAGCUACAACAGCGUCCCCCUCACCGCGGAUGGCAUCCCAGUCAAUGAGACGCCGACGAACAUCAUCUACCUCGGCAACCUGCCCUCCGACGCGGACGCCCAGGAGGUGGAGAACUUGUUCCAGCCGUUUGACGGCUUCAUCUUCAGCAAGUACGUGGAGGCGAACAACAUCGGCUUUGGCCACUUUGACAGCAUCGAGACGGCGCGCAUCGCACGCGCGGCGCUGACGAACGCUACGGUCAAGGGCAGCCCCAUCCGAGUGAGCUUUGGCAAACAGAACCACACCUACACGAUGGCGGACCGCCGACGCAUCGGGGAGCCGGCCUCCGACCUCGCGGCGGGUGGAGACUUCAAUCUUGACGCGAUGAUGCGCGGCCCUGGUGGGCAGCUGGACGGGUCAAGCGGUGCGCUGAUGGCCGGGGCGUUCGGGAGUGGCGGCAUGGGCGGCGGCGGCGCGUUGAUGCUGCCUGCAAUGGGCGGCGGUGCUGCCGGUGGGACCGAUGCAGCAAACGGCAAUGUGUAUGCCAAGGUGCGGCCCCCGCCCGAGAUGACACUGGACCACAGGCUGCAGUCCUUGAUGGGCAGCACCUACAACAACUGCGGCGCCAACGGGCUUGAGAUUAGCCCGAGCCAGAUCCAGGCGGUGUGUCUCAUGGUGGACAACUGCAUGGGGGAGUCGUCGUACGAAACGCUCCGCGAGGUCCUCGCCCUCUACUCGCCGCUGCGCUCCGUCCACGUCUUCAACGUCGUGGCGAAGCGGAUGAAGGAGUUCGCGGAUGACCCGCACAAGCGGCUGCUGGUGCUGUACGCCACCACGCACGUCAUGCUGAGCGCCAACACCGAGUACGUCCGCUUCACCGACGCCGUGCUGAAUGCGUUUCUCAUGGUGCUACUGGUGGCGAGCGAGGGGCAGACGAGCAGUGGCAUGGACCGCCUCACCUCGAUCAUUGAGAGCCUGCAGCAACACCCCUUUAUCGAGAAGAAGUCGAGUGCGGGCACGGAGUACGAGGCGGAAUUCCGUGCCCAGCUGGAGGAGAUUGCGGAUCGUGCCAAGGCAGAGCAGGACCUGCGCUCUCUCGUGACCCGCCGUCGUCGUCGCGCUUAG